GAAUCAAAACAAAAAACCAGGGAUCUGCAAAGCCACCAACUCUGCCCACCCCCUGUUUGUCAGGAAACAGGCAGAGGAAAGGAACCCUCAUCGAAUUUUUCCGUUCAACAGUCCUCCUUUCCUGUAAAUGCACAUACAUUACUCAAGUUACAAGACCAGAGACAUGCAUUAAACAUUAAUUCUUCCUUCACUGCUCCCCGCGUUUCUCAGAGAUGUGUAAUGGUAAAGAAUGCAAGAAUCAUGAGACGUUCAAGGCCGUGCAACCUAAUUAAGAGACACGCUCCAGAGAGCAAGAGUGCCCCGGGGAGAGGUAGCGGUGAUGAAAAUCAGGGUGCUGCCCGAAGGAACGGAGAUGAGAAGUUGAGGAGGAGGAGCGAGGAAGAGAAGCGGGAGACGCUCUUACAACUUAUCAUCUGGGGACCUAAUUAAGCAUUUGGAUUCUUUAUUUCUGAUCACAAGAUUCAAGGGAACUCAAAAUUUCUGAAUUGGAAGAGAGCCUCAAUAUAUCAGGAGCCUAUUC
Molecule: messenger RNA, 520 nt
Organism: Rubroshorea leprosula
Lineage: Eukaryota; Viridiplantae; Streptophyta; Magnoliopsida; Malvales; Dipterocarpaceae
Source: the annotation of a GenBank genome assembly